AUGGCUGACAUGGCAUCGCGCAUCGCGUCAGUAAGGAGUUUGUUACCUGAUCUCGAAUCAGCGCUGCAUUCAUUUACUUCGUCUCCCGCCAAGUUCCGCGUCGUACGGACAGUCAACGACACGCCAACACAGCCCAAGACACUAUACAUCCUCGACUCUUCCUUCAACCCGCCGUCAAUUGCCCACCUUACCCUCGCGACAUCGGCCCUGAAGCAGUCGACGCCCCUAGAGAAGAGCCCGUACCGGCUGUUACUGCUGUUCAGCACCCACAAUGCAGACAAGGCACCGAGUCCGGCAAGCUUCGUGCAGCGCAUCGCCCUCAUGACCGUGUUUGCCGAGGACCUGUCGCGAAGCUUGAAGAGCGCGUCACCUUCGAUGAAUGAUGACGUCUCCAACGUGUCGAUAGACAUUGGCCUAACCAAGGAACCAUACUACAGUGACAAGUCGGUUGCUAUAGCCGAGACCACACCACCGUUCUACGCGUCGCGGCCCAUCCACAUCCACCUCGUCGGCUACGACACCUUGAUCCGCUUUUGCAACCCCAAAUACUACCCCAAGUACGACCCACCGCUUUCGGCCCUCAAGCCCUUCUUCGAUGCUGGCCACAAGCUGCGCGUGACCCAGCGACCGACGGACCCGAGCGACGAGUCGUCCAAUGAAUUCGGUACAACGGAGGAGCAGGAGAAAUAUCUGCAGAACCUGAAAGAUGGCAACCAGGAGAAGGCUGGCUUCGAGCCUGCCUGGGGCAACAACAUCGAUAUGGUGCAAGCCGAGGAAGGCGUUGGUAUAAGCUCUACCAGAGUGAGAAAGGCAGCAAAUGCGGGACACUGGGACACAGUGGGCAAGUUGUGUACUGAAGGCGUCGCCGCUUGGAUCAAAGACCAGGGCCUAUACAGCGAGGAUGCUAGCGGCAAAAAGAUGAUGGGCUGA
Molecule: messenger RNA, 930 nt
Organism: Alternaria ethzedia
Lineage: Eukaryota; Fungi; Ascomycota; Dothideomycetes; Pleosporales; Pleosporaceae
Exons: 1
Coding region: 1-930 (309 amino acids)
Cellular component (GO): cytoplasm; nucleus
Molecular function (GO): nicotinamide-nucleotide adenylyltransferase activity; ATP hydrolysis activity
Source: RefSeq, a predicted model, not a curated record